AUGUUCCAAUGGGUAAAAUGUCAGAUUGAUCAGCUCUGUCGACUUCGUAAUGACAAAGCUGUCCGAAACGCAUUGGAUGAUCUACCAAAAACAUUGCACGACACAUAUUUCCGUAUCCUCCAGAGACUGCAAAACGAGAACGAAGACGAAGUUGAGAUAGUACACCGUCUACUCAGAUGGCUUGUUCGAGGUGUACGAAAUCUCACUCUGAGCGAAUUGGCUGAAUGUGUUAGCAUUGUUCCUGCAGAGGCCGAGGAUACGUUUGAUUUUGAUGCCGUGUUCACUGACCCAGAAGAUGUAAUCGAACUGUGCGGAAGCCUUGUCAGCCAGUCGGCCAACGGAUCGGUUGGCUUGGCGCAUUAUACCGUCAAGGAAUUCCUUGUCUCCGAAAGCCUCAAAGAGGUUAUGCCACAAUUCUGGGUGGGGAAUGGUGAUGUUCACACUGAGCUAGCCAGUGUAUGUCUCACAUACCUAUGCUUUGAUGAUUUCUCGGAGGAUCCGCAUGGCAAUGGUGAUGCGCUUCUCCAGAAAUUUGAGGAAUACAAGUUUUUAUCCUACGCGGUUCAGGCCUGGGGAUCCCACGCCCGCCUCAGUGAAUUGAACGAUGAUGUCUUUGAUCUGAUAAUGAGACUCUUUGAAUCUGGCGAUGCGAACAAGGGAAACUAUAAGUUAUGGUGCCGGAUCUAUCAACAUCUUCAGAAAGCAGUCGGCCAAGUCCUGAAGUUUUCGAACUGUACGCCACUAUACUUUGCCUCCUUGUUCGGCUUACAUACUGUUGUGUCGGCUUUUAUAGAAAGCAGCACCAACGAGAUGGACAUCAAAGAGCCAAUGAAGGCGGCAGGUAAUGCUGGCCAUGAUGAUGUCGUCCAGAUCUUCUUGGACAAAUGCAACCCGGUGGACCCAUCAAUACUCUCCCAGUGUCUCUAUGUGGCUGCAUCCAGAGGGCAUGAAAAGGUGGUUAAGCAACUACUAGACGCUGGAGUUGAGGUGGAUUCUCGCGGUGGCAAGAAUGGGACCGCGCUACAGGUUGCCGCUCUCGAGGGUCGCUAUGAAGUUGUCUCGGUACUUCUCGAUUAUAAGGCAGACGUCAACCUUGCUUGCAAACGAUAUGGAGUGCCUUUGGCAUCUGCUGCAGAAAAGGGCCACUUGCGCACGGUUCAGAGAUUGAUCGAACACGGGGCUUAUGUGAACGGUCGUGGAGGCUGGUACGCAUAUCCACUGACAUCGGCGAUUGUUGGCAAGAACAUGCAGAUCAUAGAGAUUCUGCUUGAAAACGCCGCUGAUGUCAAUGCUUUUGGUGGUCGACAUGGCUGUCCUUUGAUGGCUGCUGCACAUAUGGGCAUGCUUGACUUGAUACGCUCACUGGUGGACCACGGUGCUAGGGUGAAUGAUGAGAAUGACAAAGGGUCUGAUGCGCUGUAUGCUGCCUGUAUGACAGGGAACUUGGCUGCAGUGAAACUUCUGUUGGAAUUGGGUGCCGAUGUCAAUGCCAGGGGCGGCAAGCACCGUAAUGCACUUAAUGCUGCCAGCGCGGAAGGCCACCUUGAAAUUGUGAAACAUCUCCUUGAGGAAGGUGCGGACGUUGAAUUCUUCGACGAGCACUAUGGCAAUGCAGUGCAGGUGGCUGCCUUUGCUGGACAUAAGGAUAUUGUGCGCGUCCUGGCAGACGCCGGCGUGGAUGUCAAUGCUUCCGGUGGUGACCGAGGAACAGCCCUCAUUGCCGCUGCUCAAAAUGGAGAUUCAGAAAUCAUUUCUCUUCUCUUUGAGUUGGGUGUCCCGUCUGGUGAUACUCAAGAGAUAGACAACGCGAUUAUGAUAGCUGCCCGGAAGGGACAUGUUGAAGUCGUCGAGGCACUCAUCGAAGCAGGUGCCGUUAUGAAUGACGUCAGCACCAUGUCGGGCUAUCCUCUCUGUACUGCCCUGGAGGCUGCAGCAAACAAAGCACACCCCGCCGUGAUACAACUAUUAUUGGAUCGAGGUGCGGAUGUGAACUAUUGCAACGAAGGCCAUUUCAGCAUGCCAUUGAUAGCAGCUAUCCUCAGCGAACGAAGAAACUUAGACAUCGUCAAGAUUCUAGUCGAUUCUGGUGCUGAUAUAAAUGCCAUAGCAUCGCCCGACGCCAACUGUGCCUGUGCUCUUGCAGUGGCAAUUCAUGUGAAAGACUACGACAUUUUCAUGUAUCUUAUCGACAAGGGUGCGGAUGUGAAUUCAUCCCGCGCGAACUAUUAUUCUUGCUUGCAACUUGCCGCAGAGUCGGAUGAUCAACGCGUCAUAGACGUUCUGUUGGACAAAGGGGCUGAUGUGAACCUCCAAAUUGAGGAUAGUCAGGAGGACUCUGGCGGCAUUGCUGUAACGGCACUCCAAACUGCAGCUCUGUCGGGAUCGUCGACAACAGUCCGCAAGUUGUUCGAAAAAGGAGCACGCUUGUCAGUAGAGUCAACGGAAUGCCACUUCAAAUCUGCUCUGCAAGCGGCGUGCUAUCGUGGUGAUAUAGAUGUCAUUCAGACUUUGAUCGAACUCGGAAGUGACGUCGAUGAAGUUGGCGGGACUUAUGGGACGGCUCUACAAGCCGCCGCACUUCAGGAGAAAGUUGACGUGGUUCGAUUGCUCUUGGACGUUGGUGCCGAUGUCAACGUGAAGAAUGUUGGCGAAAAUGGCAGUGCGUUGCUUGCGGCUGUUGACCAGGGAUCUGAAGAUAUCGUAAAACUACUGAUUGAGAGGGGAGCUGAUGUCAAUUCACCGCUCACAAAGGAGUUUGAUAAUGUUUACCCAUUACAGGCUGCGGCCUAUCACCUGCACGAGACUAUCGUUCAGAUUCUCCUUGACGGUGGAGCUGAUGUGAACGCCAAAGGGGGUAAAUACUGCACGGCUCUUCAGGCAGCAGCCUCGGAAAAUGGUCCUGAUGCAUGUAGAAUGUUGUUGGAGCAUGGAGCGGACCCGAACAUUGUGGGCGGAAUCUACGGUACUGCAUUGCAAGCGGCCUACACAGGAGGCUUUUAUGAAGUCAUCUGGCUUCUCUUCGACCAUGGGGCAUCUCAUACUCUUUAUGGCGGAACAUAUGGAACUGCCCUUGGCAGUGCCCUCUCCGGAUCCUGCCAGACGCUGGUCGCGCGGCUCCUUCGGCAAUACCAAGCGGACCCUAAUGCCCCGGUUCGCAAAUACGGCUUCCCAAUCCAAGCUUGCAUCGCCAGGCGCUCAGAUGAUGCCAUCAACUAUUUGAUUGAGGAAAACGCCGACAUCAACGCACGUGGAGGUCUAUAUGGCAACGCCCUGAUAGCGGCCGUCGCAUUGGAGGACGAAGAUGCUAUUACAGCCCUUUUGGAUGCCGACGCGGAUGUCAACCUCGAAGGAAAUAAAUACUAUCCCUCUGCCGUACAUGCGGCAAUUGGAGCUGGUGACCUCCCGACACUCAAGCGCCUCGUUGAACGCGGCGCCAAUCUUCACAUUUGCGGUGGAAUCCGCGGUUCCACUCUCGAAUACGCCUCAUACAAGGGCUCAUUACCCAUAGUCCGGUACCUGAUCAAGCAGGGCGUCGACAUCAACACCGCCAGCCCAAGCAGAUACAGCACCGCUCUCCAAGCGGCCUCCAUCACAGGCAAACACGAGAUAAUCAAAUACCUCGUCAAGAAAGGCGCGAACGUCAACGCUCUGGGUGGCAAAUUCGGCACCCCCUUAGCCGCUUGUAUGAUGAUCGGCGAGGCCGAGUCUAUCGAGCUCCUUCUGAAAAGAGGCGCCAACCCGAACGCGAAGGGCGGUAUUUACGGAUAUCCCUUACAAGCGGCCUGCGCUGCUGGGUAUCUCGAAGGGGUUCUCAUUCUCCUGCGCCACGGCGCCGACGUCAACGCUCGAGGCGGCAAGUAUCACACCGCGCUUCAGGCGUCGUGCGUGCAAUACGACCCUGAUAUCACAGGACUUCUCAUUGAGCGAGGUGCAGAUGUUAACGCUGUGGGUGGGGCUUAUCGAUCCGCUUUGCAUGCGGCUGCGAUCGCCGGCUGGGAGUAUGGACUGGAGCUGCUGAUGAGAAACGGUGCAGGGUGGUGUUUAGUUGAUUGCAAGCCAUCUCAGUUGAGUGAAGACGUACUGGAGAAUGCCAAUGAAGUGCUUCAGAAGGCUUUGCAGAGGCAGGAAGAUGGAUGGCCGGAAUUGAGCGAUUCGGAAGACGAAGAUGAGGAAGACGAUGACGAAGAAGACGAGUGGGAAGACGAGGAAGAAGAAGAUGAAGAUGACGACAGUGAUGAUGACGAUGACGAAAGUGAUGAUGAAGACGAAGAAGAUGAAGACGAAGACAUAGAUUACGAAACAGAAAGCGAAGCAGAGGAGAAAUUCAUCCUUCCCUGGAACGUGGACUCGAUUCCUUUCUUCGACGCGCCGUAUGUUUACCGUGAAGUUGUCACAGCAGAGGACGAUAGUGAGGACGACAGCACUAGUGAGAACAGCAGCGAUGAUUCUGGAUCUAUUGGCAAGACAUCCUCGAAGACAGGGGAUUUGACAAUGUCUGAAACGUCGCCAGAGAGAAACAGCUCAGUCGGGAUGGAGGAUUAUUCGAAAGACUGGACGGCGUUGGAAUGGUUGCAAAUUGCGGAAGGGGAUAUUGGUCCGAAGGAUGAUUAG
Aspergillus melleus is the source of this 4611-nucleotide messenger RNA. Its product is annotated as ankyrin repeat domain-containing protein. The transcript has a single exon. Gene Ontology annotation, biological process: proteolysis. The record is from RefSeq and is a predicted model, not a curated record. NCBI's taxonomy places the organism in Eukaryota, Fungi, Ascomycota, Eurotiomycetes, Eurotiales, Aspergillaceae. Bases 1 to 4611 code for a protein of 1536 amino acids. Gene Ontology annotation, molecular function: aspartic-type endopeptidase activity; protein binding.